CUCGACUUUGAUUCCAAUAACUUGAGUUCAUCUAUGUCCCAGUAAAAAUGGCUUUGACUAGUAUCACGACAUUUCCAGCAGACAUUCCGAACUGGAAUAACCUGUCUGUCAUCCACCAAAACACUCUCCCUCCCAGGGCGUCAUUUUUACCAUAUCGUAAUGAAGAAGACGCCUUAUCCCAUGAGAGCUCUAAAGCAACGGUUCAAUCUCUCUCCGGAACAUGGAAGUUCAAGCUCGCAAACAGCCCUUUUGAGGCACCGGAAGAUUUCCAGCUCCCAGAGCACGAUGUCUCAGACUGGGCACCGAUCCAGGUCCCGGGGAUGUGGCAGCUUCAAGGCCAUGGAAAGGGUCCGCAGUACACAAACGUCAUUUUCCCGUUCCCAGUAGAUCCGCCAAAUGUUCCGUUCGAUAACAACGAAACUGGAUCCUACGUCCGCACAUUUAGAGUCCUUGAGCCUUUUCGGGACCACCAACAGAGGCUUCGGUUCGAGGGUGUGGACUCGGCUUUUAACGUCUGGGUCAACGGGAAGCACGUUGGCUACUCGCAGGGUGCUAGAAAUCCCUCUGAGUUUGAUAUCUCCAACGUCGUUGAUGUGAAUGGAGAGAAUACACUCGCUGUCCAGGUCUAUCAAUGGUGUGAUGGGAGCUAUAUUGAAGAUCAGGAUCAAUGGUGGCUUAGUGGAAUUUUUAGAGAUGUUGCCCUGGUCGCCUUUCCCAAGGUCCACAUUCAAGAUUUCCACGUACAGACGCUUUUGGAUGACAAGUACGAAGACGCCAUUUUGUCAGUAGACGUGGAGUUGAGUUCUUCGGCCAAGGUUUCCUUGAAUCUCAGGGAUAAGGACAACGCAAUCAUUGCCUCGGCGUCAGAUUCCUCAAAUGGAAACAGCGUGAAAUUCCGAAUUCCAAUCAAGAACCCUCACAAGUGGACCGCCGAGACGCCGUAUUUGUACCAUCUUUCACUUUCGGUUGACGACUGCAGCAUUGCGAGCUAUGUUGGGUUCCGCAAGCUGGAGCUCCGAGAUGGACUCUUUUUGGUGAACGGCAAGAGGAUAGUUUUCCGCGGUGUCAACAGGCACGAGCACCACCCGUUGACUGGCCGCACUGUGCCUCUAGAAUUUCUAGAGAAAGAUCUUCUCCUGAUGAAAACUCACAAUAUCAAUGCCAUCCGCACAUCACAUCAGCCGAGUGAUCCAAGGCUAUACGAUCUAGCCGACAAGCUAGGUCUCUGGAUUAUGGAUGAAGCCGAUGUCGAGUGCCACGGCUUUUCACACGUCGAUGACGCCGCUCUAGAUGAGGAGCAGAAGAAGCUCAGCUUUGAGGAGAAGAAGGCCAUGACAUACGGUAAUGCAGCGAGGUGGACUAGUGACAAUCCCGCUUGGGAAGAGUCAUAUGUCGAUCGCGCAAAGCAGCUUGUUAUGAGGGACAAGAACCACGCAUCUGUUAUCAUGUGGUCUCUUGGCAACGAGGCCUUCUACGGGUGCAACUUCCAGAAAAUGUAUGACUGGAUUAAAUCCUAUGAUCAAACGAGGCUGGUUCACUACGAAGGUGACACCCAUGCACAGACCGUCGAUGUUUACAGCAGAAUGUAUCCUCAGGUCUCAUGGAUCAUCGACUUUGCAACAAAGGAGGAGAAAUGGGAAAAGCCGUUGAUCCUUUGCGAAUUUGUGCAUGCGAUGGGGAAUGGACCAGGAGCCAUCAAAGAAUAUAUGGAUGCUUUCUACAAGUACCCAAGGCUUCAGGGCGGUUUUGUCUGGGAGUGGGCAAACCAUGGACUCAAAACCAAGGCCGUUACCGGCGAAGAAUUCUACGGUUACGGCGGCGAUUUUGGGGACACACCAAACGAUGGAAACUUCGUGAUGGAUGGCUUGCUAUUCUCAGACCACACGCCUACACCGGGUUUAAUCGAAUAUAAGAAAGCUAUCGAGCCCGUGCAGGUCAUUGGUGGUUCAUACAACGAAGUUGAAGUUAUCAACCGAUAUGACUUCGCUACACUCGACCAUCUCCAGUGCAAGUGGUCGAUUGUCGGUGAUAGAUACGAAGAGUUGGGUGGCGAUAUUAGCAUCCCCAAGGGAAUUCAGCCUGGCCAAACGGCUAAGCUUGCGAUUCCUUUCACUGCCAUCGAUAGCGUGCCCGCAGGAGCUGUUUUACAGGUUACAUUUACUCUCAAAGAAGCUACUAUCUGGGCUGAAGCCGGACAUGAGAUCGCCUGGGGCCAGAUCGAAUUAAAGCCCGCUGCCUCCCUACAGUCGCUGACACCUCCCUCAUCCACAUGCCCGACACUCAUCCAAAAGUCGCCGACACUGUUGUCUAUUUCCAGCGCCACCUCGGCUUGGGAAUUCAACCUCGUCACCGGCUCGCUCAGCUCCUGGAAAAAGGGUGGAUCCGAGAUAAUCCACACAGCACCCGUGAUGGACUUCUACCGCCCCCAAACAGACAAUGAUUUCCCACACGAUGGAGCAGAGUGGAAGGAGAAGCACCUCGAGCAAACCGCCGAGCACACUCGGCAGGUGGGCUGGGGUACUUCUGGCACAAAUGUCACCGUCACAGUCCAGAAGCGCAUUGCCCCUCCUGUCCUAGAGUGGAGCGUGGACACCACAACAACAUAUACCUUCGGCGAGACGAGCGUGGGCAUCAAAGUCACUGGCACAACGCAGGGUGCCAAUUUGCCGAAAACCUGGGCACGAAUCGGUCUUACGAUGGCCCUAAACAGCGAGGUAAACGGUGUGGAGUGGUUCGGUCGCGGCCCAGGCGAGUCCUACAGCGACAAGAAGCUGUCACAACGCAUCGGGACCUGGAAGUCCCCCGUCGACGCCCUGUUCACCAACUACGAGUACCCACAAGAAUCGGGUAACCGUACUGACGUGCGCUGGGUCGCGUUCCAGGAUGGGACCGGUGCGCCUUUGCUGAAGGCGAGCUUUGGGGAUAAGGAGGGGUGCAGCUUCUCGGCGUCGCAUUAUACGGCGGCGGAUAUUGAUAAGGCGACACAUCCGUAUUUGUUAGAGAGGGAGAAGAGGGAGGAGGUGAUUGUCAGGCUUGAUUGGAGGCAUCAUGGGUUGGGAACUGGAAGCUGUGGACCGAAGACUAUGGAGGAGUAUGCGCUUAAGAGUGGACCGUUUGAGUUUAGUCUGUUGCUUGAGUAGUCGAGUUACUUCCAGCGUAGAUAUACAGCUUUAAUUAUAGAUAGAUAGG
This is a messenger RNA of Pseudogymnoascus verrucosus, 3189 nucleotides long. RefSeq names its product Beta-galactosidase (Lactase). The record is from RefSeq and is a predicted model, not a curated record. The coding region runs from base 48 to 3140 and encodes 1030 amino acids. Lineage: Eukaryota; Fungi; Ascomycota; Leotiomycetes; Thelebolales; Thelebolaceae. Gene Ontology annotation, molecular function: carbohydrate binding; beta-galactosidase activity. The transcript has 2 exons. Gene Ontology annotation, cellular component: beta-galactosidase complex. Gene Ontology annotation, biological process: lactose catabolic process.